This is a messenger RNA of Soboliphyme baturini, 891 nucleotides long. The record is from the annotation of a GenBank genome assembly. Lineage: Eukaryota; Metazoa; Nematoda; Enoplea; Dioctophymatida; Soboliphymatidae.
UUGUUUUACAGAAACGUCAUUUAUAUUUUUUUUUCAGGAAGACGUUUCGGAAGAUCAGAAGUCAGCCCAGACGACGCUCGAUUAGCGACAAGAUCUCUUCCGCAGUGGCAGAAGGACUUUUUGCUGAACGAGCCUGAUUUGGAUGGCGUAUAUGCAGAGUACUUGGAGAUGAUGGUGCAGUUCGGCUACGCGACGCUGUUUGUUUCGUUAUUUCCUCUGUCCCCCCUUAUUUGUUUUUUGAACAACAUAGUAGAGAUUCGGUUGGAUGCAAUCAAUUUCACCGCUUCGUAUCGAAGAUCCAUUCCACUGCGAGUGUCCGGGAUUGAGAUCUGGCAUUACUGCUUGGAUAUCAUCCUGAAACUGGCAAUCAUGUCCAAUGCGGCGACGCUGGCCUUCACCAGCGAGUCGAUACCGCGCUUCAUGUACUUGUACUUUUCAAAAUACAAGAGAAAGUCCUACGUGCAGUUCACACUGAUACCUUUCAACACGACACUGUGGACCGGGUACCACGACUACUUCCCGAACACUUCACAGGUCUGUUAUUACAAAGACACGUACCAGUCGACGAUCGAAUGGCGCGAGAUCACCAUAGUCCGUUUGUCUGUAUUCAUUGUUUUCGUUUUGUUUUUCUUCAUCGCACAGUUGGUGUGCAAGUUCUUCCUGUCGAAGCCACCAGAGCACAUAACGGACCGUAUAAACAAGGCCAAGUUCCUGGCCAGGCAGGCGAUGUUCGCCAACGACGGCGAGGAGGAAAGCAAGUCACGGAACAAAGCGACAGGCAGCUUGGAGGAGAUUGAACUGCGCGAGACUAUGGGCAACACUCAGCCGCCAAAAACGAACUUCGUCCAUACCGUCCUCAACACGACCUCUUUGGAAACGUCUGUGGUGUGA